Messenger RNA from Effrenium voratum, 1375 nucleotides. Lineage: Eukaryota; Dinophyceae; Suessiales; Symbiodiniaceae. The record is from the annotation of a GenBank genome assembly.
GAUGGGCAAGCGCUUUCGCCGCAGAGGCAGCGAUUGGCCUUGGUAUUUGUACUACAUCCUUUGGGUUUACUUGCUGCUUGGCUUUGGCUUGGUGAUCUCGCUGGUGUCGACCGUCCGCGACGUCAUGCUCGCAUCAGGCUGGCUGCAGCCAGAGCUGGUCACCGACUACGUGCGGAAACGGAUGCACUUGGAAAACGACACCUUGAGCUUCGAAGAGUGGCAGGAGGAGGAUGACCUCAGCGAGUACAGCUACCUCCGGAGGGUCUCCCUGGUCUGCCCCUUUUUCAUGGUUGCAACCUAUCUGGUCUGUGCCUAUCACACCAUCCAGCACAUGAAGAAGCUGAACUGGACAACUUCCAAGAGGGGGGAUCCCUUGACGGAGCACACCUUUGACAACCACGACCGCGCCCUGCGGAUCAUCGCGCUGCCGCUCUUUUACGGCGUGAUGUCCUUCCAGGGCGUGAUGCGGAUGUGGGGCAUCAGCAUCAACAGCUCCGGUGACUCCCACCACUUCUCGCAGUUCACGCUGAGAAAGCGGUUUUUGAUGGAUAGUUACGACGCCUGCUUCUGGCUGGCGGACAUGUACGAGUCCUACGCCCUCUUCGUCUUCGGCCUCAUCGUGCUGGAGUACCUGCGGCAACGCCUGAACACCCGGAUCUAUGUGGCGCACGACGCCAUCAAGACCAACACCAUCCCCAGAGCUUCCGACUCCUUCUCCGAGCUCACAGACUCUGUGAAGGUCCUGCUGAGUCAGACGAAAGGCCUCACCAUCCUGGGCAUCAAGCUGUUCUGUGCCACCUGUGCUGGACAAGCCUUUUACGGCGUCGUGGUGAAUUGCGCAGCGUAUUACCAUAUCAUGGAGUCCGUCUUUGGAACCGGCUGCCAUACUGAAGAGCCUGGCAUGCUGCAGACGGAAAAGGUGAAGAACAUGGUGCACUACUUGUUCUAUGGAGCAGGUUUCAUCGCCUCCUUCGCGGCCAUUGGCAACUUGGUGGAGGUCGAGCGAGGAUUCCACUCCCACCUCAGGGAGUUCAGCCCCAUCUGGAAGUUCCUGGGCACGAAGAUCAUCGUCACCAUCGCCUUCCUCCAAUCCAUGGCGCUGGCCUCCUGCCCGCCCUUCUGCUGGUGGUCCUACACUCGGGCCAACCUGCUCUACGCCUCGCUGCUGUGCAUCGAGUGUUUCCUUAUCAGCGUGGUACACUUGUACGCCUGGUCUGCGGAAGAAUCCUGGUACGAGGUGUACACGCCCCUUAUAGAUCUCACUGAGACCCCGUCCCCCGAGCGUUCGCCGUCGCCGCGGCUGCGCACCUGAGCUUCCGGUACAAAGACCUCGUUUACUGGGAGCACAUGGGGCUGGGGAGCACCCCAACCGGCC